AUGCCAGCGGCAACAACUCGCUCUCGCUCUCGCCUGCCUCGCUCGCAGUCGGCGCAGGCAGGAGGCAUAGGCAUCCAGCGCUUCACGCGAACAUCCAAGCCCGGCGCUCUUGCUGCUUCUGCAUCGUCCAAGUCGCUCCUGCUGCCCGAAGCCUCGCCUUCCAAGAAACGCAAGCUCAACGAAAUCACCAACGAACAGGGGAAAUCCGUCGUCGCGGACACUCCGUCCAAAACCCUGAAAUUCAGCAAUCUCUCCGUCUCGACGCCGCGCAGCUCCAGGAUUAGCAAACAACAGAAAUUGCCAUCUGUCAAGAAAUUCUCCGUCAAACUCAGCGACCACGACACCGCACAUCCCGCCGCAUUCACCGACUUUGCGAAUCUGCAUUCCUCCUUUUUAAAAGCGCUGUCCCUGCACUCUGCUCAUAAUGAUGCCUCGACAGCCACGGAUCUGCGAGAGCUGCUGCCCAGUAUCGAGAAGAUAUGGAAGAAGCGCAAGGUCGCGGUCAAGGAUGUGCAGAGGAUAGUGCAGGUAUGGAAUCAGGGUAAUGAAAACGGGGGGCGGUUUCGAAUUGCAAACUAUGGACUUGGUAAAGUCUGUCUUGAACGAUGCAUGGAUAACAAUAAUACGGCGGGGCUCCUGGAUGAGAAUCGGCUUCAGGAACGGUUCGUCUCGCUUUUGGACCAGAAAUGGAGGGAACAACAGCAAGUCGCACAGAAAGAGGAAACCCACAAAGAUGUAUUUGAUGUGGACAAACUGGAUCUCGCUCCCAUCCACGACUGUCUUACCCCGCUCACCACAUUCCGCAAGGGCCAGCAGCGACUACAAGAUCUCAAGGGCGGCGUGAUCAAGGCCAAAACCGCAUUGAUGAAAGCCGCCGAAACAACCCCAACAGCUGCAGACGCUGUAUCGCGCGACCCCGUAGCGGAUCGUCGCAAAGGCCUGUUCGAGCGUAUCAAGAACAAGGAGCUUUUGCAGUCGAAACUCGGCCCUGCGCCGACAAAGGAGCAGCUACUCCGUCGGUCUGCCGCCCAGCGCGCUGAGGAGGUGGCUCAAGUGCUUGCCAUGCUGAGGCCUCCUCACACGAUGACAAGAACGGGCUGCGUCGUCAUGCAGAAGAAACCAUUUAUAUCGCAGAGUCUUAUACAAACAGUGCAGGACUCUCUGCGCAAUCCUAUCCCUGCCGAUGAGAUUGCCGCGUGUUUGGAUAUACUAGCCCAGCAGGAUGUGGCGGGGGACUGGAUUGAGGUUGUUACUGUUGGUACCCUGAAGUCGGUGGUGUUGAUGUCUGGCUAUGAUGUGUCGCCGAGGGAUAUUGGGAUUAAAGUGAGCAAGAUGCAGUUUUGA
Molecule: messenger RNA, 1344 nt
Organism: Talaromyces atroroseus
Lineage: Eukaryota; Fungi; Ascomycota; Eurotiomycetes; Eurotiales; Trichocomaceae
Exons: 1
Coding region: 1-1344 (447 amino acids)
Source: RefSeq, a predicted model, not a curated record